Messenger RNA from Mauremys reevesii (Reeves's turtle), 10556 nucleotides. It is a transcript of the gene ASPM, whose product is annotated as assembly factor for spindle microtubules. Lineage: Eukaryota; Metazoa; Chordata; Testudines; Geoemydidae. Gene Ontology annotation, cellular component: spindle pole. Gene Ontology annotation, molecular function: protein binding. Gene Ontology annotation, biological process: mitotic cell cycle; spindle organization; establishment of meiotic spindle localization. The record is from RefSeq and is a predicted model, not a curated record.
GAGCUGCCUGUUUGGGUUUGUGCGUCUGGAGAGGCUCGUGCGGUUCUUCUGGGCUGCGCGGGGACUGGGCAGCGCUGGGUCCCGCCAGCGACAAGCCGCCAAUGGCUGCAAAGCUGCCGCGCAGGGGAGCCGCCGCCGCUGCCUGCGAACUGAGCCCGGCCGAGAGCCCAGGGCGGCGGAGGCGGCGCUGGGCUGGCAGCGCGGGGGAGGAGGACGAGGACCCCGCCGUGCUGACUCUCACCCACUUCUCCCGGCCGCCCUUCCUCAGCUUCGGCAGCCUCCGGCCCGGCGCCUCCUGCACCCGGCUCCUGGCCGUAGACAACCCCAACCCGGAGGAGGCGGAUGUGGCUGUCGACCGCUUCCCGGCUCCCUCCACGGGCUUCAGCCUGGAGCGCCGGCGCUUCCUCGUCCAGUCUGGAGAAAGAAUCUUUAUUUCUAUAACAUGGACACCAUUAGAAGAAGGAAAAGUCCGAGAACUGGUAACUUUUAUUGUAAAUGGCAUUGUAAAACAUCAGGCUGUGUUGCUGGGUGUUGCUGAGCAGCCUCUGAAGAAAAAGAAGAGUCUUUGGGAUGCUAUUAAAAAGAAAAAUACUUCAGAAAGAUCAGUUUCUACAAGAGCUAAGAAAAAACAUUCAAAUGUUAAAAAUGUUAACAAAACUUUUCGUGUUUCCAAAACAACGGAUACAGUUAGAAGCCCACUCCAGUCCUGUGAAAACUUGGAUGUGAUACGGGGUAGCAUGUCCCCCCCAAAAAACUCGCUUAUCACGUUAGAAAACAAAUUGCCUAUAUCUCCUAUCAGUCCUGUAUUGCAAGAACAUCAUGAUACCAUUUGCACACCUCUUUCAAUGAGAAGAUCUACUACAUACUCAGUUCUUGGUACAGUGGUAAAUGAUGAAUUAUUGCAAGAAAUACACACGUGUAACAUCAAGAGACUUCAUAAUCCUAAUGAGGAAAUAAAAUCCUCAAGUAUACACAGUUCUCCUUCUGGAUUAGUAGAAGCACACAGAUCAAAUACACAUUCACCUGUUUGUGCCGAAUGGACAGCAGACUUGCAUUCCUCUUUGAGUCAAAGGAGAAUUUUAAGUCCAGAUUCUUUUAUAAAUGACAGUUAUCAAUUUAAUGUAGAAGUUGUAGCAGAGCAAGUUGCUCCCAUAUUGUCACCCGAUCAGUUUGUAAAAGACAAUUUAGCUAUAGAAUCAGUGUCUCAAGUUCACGUAUCUAUUUCACCGUCCUCUUUAUCCUCCAGUGUGGAGACUUGUAUCACAAAGAAGUCAUCUUCAAAAUGGAAAGAAAAUGAAGAAAUGCAGUUCAUAAGUGUAUCUGUAGAACAUAAAUUUCCAAAUGACGUCCUUGAUGAGACGCCUGUAGUGAAAUCUCAGUUAUUUCAUUGUACCAUACCUGAACAAAAUCAUCUGAGUAUUCCUCUUUCUGAUGAGGAUCUUCAGAUUCGCAGUUGCUCCCAAAGAGAACAACCGAAAAGUCCUGUGCUUUCUGCUACUGUCAUCAAAAAUAAGUCGUCUGUUGCUGAAAGAAAAGGAAUGGAGACAACUAAGCCAAAAUCUAGAAAAUAUCUUAAUAUGAUAAGGGAAGGUGUAAGUAUGGUUCCUAGACAUUCAAAGUUAGAAAUACUCCAGAACCUUCCAGUUAUAGAUCCCAUCUCAGGUGAAACGAAAUGUCACAAAGAUGAAAUACAUGCAUCCUCCAUUGGAUCUACUUUACAUAGUCGUAAGAGGAAAAAUGAAGUACACUUGGAAGAUAUUAAGGCUACAGCUACAGAAUAUAUGGAAGAAACAGAAACCAAAAGAAUCUUUACAUCUUGUGUUGACAGUAAAAUAAAAACUACUGUAAGACCACUGCUCUCUAAGCACAUAAACAGAGAGAAACUAAACCACAGAAAGAAAGCUGGUUCUUUGUCUAGAACUAUCAACAAAACUACUAAACCCAUUGAUGGUGUGGCGCAGUCUCAGCUGACCUUCAUAAAACCAUUAAAAACAGUCAUUCCUAGGCAUCCAAUGCCUUUUGCUGCUAAAAACAUGUUCUAUGAUGAGCGCUGGAAGGAAAAGCAGCAGCGAGGCUUUACCUGGUGGCUGAAUUUCAUACUUACACCUGAUGACUUUACUGUAAAAACAGAGAGUUCACAAGUAAAUGCAGCUGCACUUGUCUUGGGAGCAGAAAAUCAUCAUAAAGCCAGUGUUCCUAGAGCACCAACAAAAGAAGAAAUGUCCCUGAGAGCUUAUACUGCUCGAUGCAGGUUGAAUAAACUACGACGUGCAGCGUGCCGUUUGUUUACCUCUGAAACAAUGGUUAAAGCUAUUAAGAAACUGGAGUUUGAGAUUGAAACUAGACGUUUGCUAGUUCGGAAAGAUAGGCAUCUCUGGAAGGAUAUUGGAGAAAGACAGAAAGUCCUCAACUGGCUUUUAUCUUACAACCCUUUGUGGCUACGCAUAGGUCUGGAAACUGUUUAUGGAGAACUGAUUGCUUUGGAGAGUAAUAGUGAUAUUAUGGGUUUGGCAAUGUUUAUUCUCAGUCGCCUACUUUGGAACCCCGAUAUAGCAGCUGAAUACAGACACCCCACUGUACCUCACCUUUAUCGGGAUGGUCAUGAAGAAGCUUUGUCUAAAUUUACACUGAAAAAAUUGCUGCUGUUAGUUUGCUUUCUUGAUCAUGCCAAACAGUCUAGAAUCAUUGACCACGACCCUUGCCUUUUCUGCAAGGAUGCAGAGUUCAAGAAUAGUAAAGAUGUUCUACUGGCAUUUUCACGAGACUUCCUGAGUGGUGAAGGUGACCUUUCCCGUCAUCUUGGCUUCCUGGGAUUACCUGUUAGUCAUGUUCAGACACCACUUGAUGAAUUUGACUUUGCUGUUACAAAUCUAGCUGUAGACUUGCAAUGUGGCAUUCGUCUUGUGAGAACAAUGGAACUUCUCACAAAAAACUGGAGUCUCUCAAAGAAGCUAAGAGUUCCUGCAAUAAGUCUCCAGAAGAUGCAUAAUGUUGAUGUUGCCCUUCAUGUUCUUAAAGAGCGGGGAAUUCAGUUGAAAGAUGAAUGUGGUGCUUCAAUCGAGUCUAGGGAUAUUGUGGACAGGCACAGAGAGCGAACUUUAGCACUGCUGUGGAAAAUUGUCUUUGCUUUCCAGGUGGAUGUUUCCCUUAAUGUGGAGCAGUUAGAAGAAGAAAUUUCUUUUUUAAAGAAUACACACAAUAUUAAGACAAAAAUGGCUACUCUAGUGUCCUGCUCUAAUCAAAGUAAAGCAAGAAAAAACAGCAGUACUUACUCAUCUGAAAGUUACAGCGAAAAUGUGAAGCUGCUGAUGGAUUGGGUCAAUGCUGUUUGUGGGUUUUACAAUACUAAAGUGGAAAACUUCACAGUAUCUUUCUCAGAUGGCAGAGUAUUGUGCUAUUUGAUUCACCACUAUCAUCCAUGUUACGUGCCUUUGGAAGCUGUAUCCCAGUGUACCACUCAAACAGUAGAAUGUACAAAAACUGGUACAGUAGCACUAAAUUCUUCCUCUGAAUCUGAUACAUCUCUAAAUAUGUUGGAUGGAACAUUUGACCAAACUAUAACUACCUCAGUCCUCUAUAAGGAACUUCUUGACAAUGAAAAGAGAAAUUUCCAGUUGAUCAAUACUGCAGUUUCUGACCUGGGUGGAAUACCAGCUAUGAUUCAUCAUUCAGAUAUGUCAAAUACUAUUCCUGAUGAGAAGGUUGUUAUUAUCUAUCUGUCGUUUCUGUGUUCACGGCUUCUAGAUCUUCGAAAAGAGACUCGAGCUGCUCGGCUAAUUCAGUCAGUUUGGAGGAAAUACAGACUGAACGCAGAGCUAAAACUCCAUCAGGAAAAAGACAAAGCUGCUCGGAUUAUUCAAUCAGCUGUAAGAAAUUUUCUGUCUCACCGGCGCAUCCAGAAAAAAGUUAAUGCAGCAAUUUUCAUUCAGAAACACUGGAGAAGAUAUUUAGCUGAGAGGAAAACUUUGAAAUUGAAAAAGGCAAAACUGGAGGAAACUAAAAGUGAAUCAGCUAAAGUCAUCCAGACUUACUGGAGGAGAUUCUCUGCUAGAAAAAGAUAUCUGCAACUAAGAUACUAUGCUAUCCUUGUGCAAGCUAGGAUAAGAAUGUUGAUUGCUGCUGCUGCAUAUAAACGACUUCUUUGGGCAACUGUUACAAUUCAGAGACAUUUGCGUGCUUCCUUGGUGGCAAAACAAGAUCAGCAAAGAUAUGAAACUUUAAAGUCUUCAUCAAUUGUCAUUCAAUCUGCAUUUAGAAGAUGGAGAAAACACAAAAUUAAGCAGAAAAUUAAAGCUGUGAUAGUGUUGCAGACUGCUUUCCGAAAAUGGCAAGCCUCAAAAUUAGCUAAGAGAGAGCAAGCUGCUGUUGUCAUACAGUCUUGGUAUAGAAUGCAUAAAGAUUUGAAGCAGUAUUUACAUGUUAGAAAAAGUGUUAUCCAGAUUCAAGCUUGGCUUAGAUGUGUUCAGGCUAAACAUGUUUAUGAGGAAAAAAGGGCAUGCAUAUUGAUGAUUCAAAAGCAUUACAGAGCUUAUCGGUUGGGUAAAAUUCAAAGAGAAAACUAUUUGCAAAAACGUGCAGCAGUUACAGUCCUCCAAGCUGCUUUUAGAGGCAGGAAAACUCGUCUGUUAUAUAGACAAAUAAAAGCAGUCUGUGUAGUUCAAUCACAUUGGAGAAUGAGACAAGAGCAGCGAAGAUUUUUACUCAUGAAACAGUCUGUUGUUACAUUACAGUCGCAUGUGAGAAAAUAUCAACAACUAAAAAGAUACAAAGAGACUAAAAAUGCUGUUUGCAUAAUUCAAACUCGAUACAGAGCAUAUAUUGCAUCUAAAAAUGCUGUCUCUUCUUUCCAGAAAAUGCGCCUUGCUGCUAUUGUGCUACAAUCUGCCUACAGAAGAAUGCAAGCUAGGAAAGAGGCCCACAUAUUGAGAUCUGUGGUGAAAAUUCAGUCAAGUUAUCGUGCUUAUGUUGCCCAGAAAAAAUUUGAAAUUUUAAAAGCUGCUGCAGUGAAGAUUCAGGCUUUUAUAAAAAUGAUACAAGCACGUAAACGUUACCGUGCUUUAAGAGAGGCAGCACUCUAUGUUCAACGAAGGUACCGUUCCCAAAAAUACAUUCUUCAACUUAAAGAAGAAUAUAGGAAACUGAAGGGAGCUUGUGUUAGAGUUCAAGCUGUAGUGCGAGGGCAUCUGAUCAGAAAAAAAGUACAAAGAUGGAGAGAGGCUGCGACCUUACUCCAGGCUUCCUACAGAAUGAAAAGGGAUAGGCAACGCUAUUUGAGGGUGUAUUCUGCUACUGUUAUCAUUCAGAAUCGUUAUUGUGCAUACCAAGAGCAAGUCUGUCAGAGGCAGAAGUUCUUGAAAGUCAAAAAGGCAGUUGUCUGCUUGCAAGCAGCCUACAGAGGUUAUAGAGUACGCAAAAUGCUUAAACUUCAGUAUAUAGCCACUGUUAAAAUUCAGACAGCUUUUAGAGCUCAUGCUGCAAGAAUGAAAUAUCAAGCAAUGAUUCAGGCCUCUAUUGUGAUUCAGAGGUGGUACAGAGCCUACAAAACUGGUUACAAAGUGAGACUAGGCUUCUUAAAAAGAAGAGCAGCUGUGAUUUUUCUUCAAGCAGCUCUUCGUGGUUGGCAAGUACGAAAACAGGUUCAAAGAGAACAUGCUGCUGCAGUUACAAUACAGACGGCCUUUAGAAAGUUCCAGGCUCAAAGAUUCAGGCUUAUAAACAGUGCUGUGCUAACUAUCCAGCGGCAAUAUAGAGCCAGUAUUGUAGGUAGAAAACAGCGGCAAGAAUAUAUGGAACUACAUAACUGUACUGUAAAGCUCCAGGCAAUUUGGAGAGGAAGAACUGUGAGAAAACAUAUUCAAAGGAAGCAUCAGUUUGCAGUAAUCAUACAAUCCUAUUACAGAAUGCAUGUAAAUCAAUCAAAGUUGAAAACUUUGAGACAAGCUGUCUUAGUGAUUCAGAGACACUACAGAGCUUACUGUAUGAAAAAGGAACAACGUACACUUUAUCUAAAAACAAAAGCAGCUGCCUUAGUCUUGCAAGCUGCUUUCCGUGGGAUGAGAGUGAGGAAACAAUUCGAAAUCAACAAAGCUGCUACUAUUAUACAAGCAACCUACAAAUCCUAUGUAGUAAAAACAAAAUAUGCAGCACUUAAAGCUAUGACUAUCCUGGUUCAAAGGCGGUAUCGUGCAGUUGUUCAAGCUAAGUAUCAAAAGCAGGAAUAUCUAUCUUUAAAGAAUGCAGUUGUUAAAAUUCAGGCUAUUUAUAGAGGUAUAAAAGUAAGACGACAAAUUCACUGCUUGCAUCAGGCAGCUAUUUCAAUUCAAGCCAUGUUUAAGAUGCAUCGUAUAAACAUUAGAUAUCGUGCAGUGAAACUGGCAGCAACUGUAAUUCAAAUUAGAUAUAGAGCAUUUUGUCAAGGGAGAGUGGAACGUAAAAAAUACUUAGAGCUACAGAGGUCAUCUCUCGUCCUUCAGGCUGCCUAUAGAGGCAUGAAAGUUCGAAGAAAGGUAAGAAUUAUGCAUCAAUCUGCAACAAUAAUACAGUCAUAUUAUCGAAUGCACAGACAACAAAAAGAUUUCAAAAAGUUAUCCAUGGUAACUAAACAGAUACAGCAGUGGUAUCGUGCUUGCAAAGAACGAAAUGUUCAAGUACACAAAUACAGGAUUAUGAAGAGAGCCAUACUCUGUAUCCAGGCUGCGUUUCGCGGCAUGAAAACCAGGAGACAUUUGAAAAUGAUGCAUGUAGCUGCAGCCCUUCUUCAAAGGAGAGUUAGGUCCUUUCUUAAAAGGAAAAAAUAUAUUUCUCUUAGGACAGCUGCUGUUAUGAUUCAGAGAAAAUAUAGAGCAACAGCACAUGCAAAGCAACAGCACCAAGAAUAUCUUCAUCUCCGAAAGGCUGCUGUUACCAUACAGUCUGCUUAUAGAGGCUUUGUGGUAAGGAAAAAGAUGCAACAGAUGCACAGGGCUGCUACAGUUAUCCAAGCAGCUUUAAGAAUGUAUAGAAUGUGUAUUUCCUAUCAAUCUGUCAAAUCUGCUUCAGUAACUAUACAACAACAUUACCGAGCUUACAAGGAGGGAAAACGUGUGAGAGAAAUGUAUUUAAAACAGUACAACUCUGUUUUAGUUCUUCAGACUGCCUAUAGAGGAAUGAAAACAAGACAGCUUCUAAAGAAAAAACAUAAUGCUGCAACCAUAAUACAAAGCAAUUAUCGAAUGUACAAGCAAAGUUGUUACUACAAAAAAGUACAGUGGGCAACCCAAGUAAUACAGAAAAGAUACAGAGCAAGUAAGAUGAGAGGAAUUGCAGUACAGCAGUACUCUGCUAUGAAGAAAGCAGCAACUUGCAUUCAAAGAGCUUUUCGAGAGAUGAGGGCAAGAAAAAAACAUCAAGACAUAUACCACGCUGCUGUUGUUCUUCAGAGACAUUUUAAAACAUUUAAAGAACGACAAAGGUAUCUUUCCCUUAAAGCUGCUGCUGUUGUCCUUCAGAGAAGAUACAGAGCUUUAAUUUUGGUCAGAUGGCACACUCAAGAAUACCUUUCUUUUCGUAGAGCAGUUAUUCGUAUACAGUCUCUGUACAGGGGUAUUCAAACAAGAAGAAAAAUUCAGCAUAUGCAUUUGGCUGCCAGCACAAUCCAGUCAGCAUUUAGAAUGCAUAAGAUUAAAAUCGCUUACCAGAGAAUGAGAAUUGCAGCUGUAGUCAUACAGAAUUAUUACAGAUUCUAUGUUAAAGGAAAAGUUCAACGGAAGAUGUAUCUGACAAUUCAGAAAUCUGUGCUGGUCAUUCAGGCUGCUUAUAGAGGCAUGAAAGCACGACAAGAACUGAAAAUCAUGCAUGCAUCAGCAACUAUAAUACAGUCUCUUUAUCGUAUGCACAAACAGCAUAAUCAUUAUAAACAGUUACGCUGGGCAGUCAGAGUUGUACAGCAAAGGUUCAGAGUUAACAGGGCAAGAGAAGCUGAAGUAAAAAACUAUACCAAAAUUAAAAAGGCUGCCCUUUGCCUUCAGUCUGCUUUUCGUGCUAAAAAAGCUAGGCAGUUGGCUACAAUCAUACAAGCUGCACAGCGUAUUCAGUCAGUCUUACAGAUGUACUUAGACAGGAGACGUUUUCUUAAGAAGAAGACAGCAGCAGUAACAAUUCAGUCUGCAUUCCGAUGCCAUAGAAUGAAGACACGCUACAAAGCAAUUCGGAAUUCAACAAUUGCGAUUCAGCGAUGGUACAGAGCCUGUCGAAUGGCUUGUUUACAGAAAGCUGAGUACUCUGCCCAAAGGCAAGCCAUAAUAAUUAUUCAGUCUGCCUAUCGUGGAACAGUAAUAAGAAAAAUGGCAAAGCAAAAACGUGCUGCAAGAAAGAUUCAGUCUUUUCUUCACAUGGCUGUGCAUCGUAGAAAAUUUGUUCGACUCAGAGCAGCAGCUGUUACAUUGCAGACUUAUUACUUGAUAAAUAAAACCAAACUACAAUAUAUGCCCUACAGAAAGGCAAUAUUUGUAUUACAGCAGCACUACAGAUCAUAUUUAGCUAUGAAACACCAAAGAGGAGCUUACUUAAGAACCCGGAAGAGCAUCAUAAUUAUACAGUCUAGAAUCAGGGGAUUCAUCGAGCGGAGAAAGAUUCAGGAAAUUAAACAAAGCACAAUAAAAAUUCAGGCUUUAUUUAGGGGUUUUAAAGCCAGGCAGUUGGCUGGUAAAAUGAAAGCUGCACGAACAAUUCAAGCCUGGUUCAGAAGAUACAGAGCACGAAAAGAAUAUACAGCUGUGGUAAAAGCUACUUGUGUCAUUCAAAGUUAUUUCAAAAGCAAACGGCAGAGGACCUGGUUUUUGAAAAUGAAGGCCUCUACAAUUACUAUUCAGAGGAGAUGGAGAGAAACCCUUACUGCAAGAACAAUUCUGCUACAAUUCCUAGCAACCAAGGAAGCUGCAGUUAAGAUUCAAUCAGGUUACAGAAAAUACAGCACUAGGAAACAGAUUAAAAAGAAGCAGCAGGCUGCAUGUUUGAUUCAGGCAGCUUAUAGAGGCUUCAAAGAAAGACACAAGUUUCAUCAACAAAAAGCUGCUGCUUUGAUCAUCCAGAAACGUAUACGAGCUAGGCAAGAAGGAAGACAUGAAUGCAUAAAAUACAUCAAAACUAGAAAAGCUGUUAUUAAACUGCAAGCAUUUUUCCGGGGGUGGUUAGUGAGAAAAAAGAUUUUAGACCAGAAACAGAAGAAGCGGUUGCUUUGUUUUUCAGCUGCUGCAUAUCAUCAUCUCUCUGCUAUUAAAAUUCAGAGAGCAUUCAGAAUUCACCUUGUAUUGAAACAUGCACAAAUGCAGAUCUCUUCUGUCCUAUGUAUUCAGAGGUGGUUUCGAGCAAGACUUCAACAACAAAAAAGUCUACAGGAUCAUCAGAAAAUCAUUAAAAUACAGCAAAUGGUUCGAAGGUGGCUGAAACAGAGAAAUGAGGCUGCAACCACAAUCCAAAGAGCUGUACGAAAGUUCCUUUUCUACAAACACAGAAGAAAGCUGAAGAAUGGAAUAAUUAAAUUUCAGGCAUUGUGGAGAGGAUAUUCUUGGAGGAAGAAAAAUGACACAGCAAAAACUAAAGCAUUACGACACAGUUUGGAAAUGGCUAACAAAGAGAGCAAAGAAGAAAACAAACUGUGUAACAGAACUGCAGUUGCCAUUGAUUAUCUUCUAAAAUACAAACAUAUUUCUUACAUUCUUGCAGCGUUAAAACAUCUAGAGGUUGUUACCAGGCUCUCCCCUCUCUGUUGCGAAAAUAUGGCCCAGAGCGGAGCAAUCUUCACUAUUUUUAUUCUGAUCCGGAAUUGCAACCGCAGUAUCCCCUGUAUGGAAGUUAUCAAAUAUUCGGUUCAAGUCCUGCUUAACGUUUCAAAGUAUGAAAGAACUACUCAAGCAGUUUAUGAAGUGGAAAAUUCUGUAGAUACAUUACUGGACUUACUGCAGAUGUACAGAGAAAAGGCUGGUGACAAAACUUCAGAGAAAGGCGGAAGCAUUUUCACAAAAACAUGUUGUUUGUUGGCCAUUCUUUUAAAGGAUUCAAAGAGAGCUUCUGAUAUCCGAAGCACAUCUAGAGCUGCUUCUCGUAUUCAUAGCUUAUAUAAACUUACAGCUCGUAAACAUAAAAUGGAUGCUGAAAGAAUGCUUUCCAAGCACAAGAUGCACACAUCCAUGAGUGGGAGUUUCUUUGUUCCAGUAACUCCUGUACGAACAAAAGUAGUUUCAAGAAUUAAACCAGACUGGGUUUUAAGGAAAGAUAAUAUGCAAGAAAUUGUAGAUCCUCUGCAAGCUAUUCGAAUGGUAAUGGAUACACUUGGUUCUGCCUACCACUAAAAUGUAGAUACUAUCUUUGAAAAUGUGUGUGUAUAUAUGUGUGUAUUCAAAAUGGAUAAAUGCUUUUGAGAGGGAAAACAAAUUAGUGUCAAAAGUGAUUACUUAAAGAUGCAAAUUUACUCUACAAUUCGGCAUUUUUAUUUUGUAUUUUGUAUGGGUGGGUUUUUUUAUGCUACUUUGUACUAAUGCCUAAAGCAAUUGUACAAUAAAAUACUGAACUGCUUUGAA